Molecule: messenger RNA, 3688 nt
Organism: Amborella trichopoda
Lineage: Eukaryota; Viridiplantae; Streptophyta; Magnoliopsida; Amborellales; Amborellaceae
Gene: PRP40A
Product: pre-mRNA-processing protein 40A
Biological process (GO): mRNA cis splicing, via spliceosome
Cellular component (GO): U2-type prespliceosome; U1 snRNP
Molecular function (GO): RNA binding; protein binding
Source: RefSeq, a predicted model, not a curated record
UGCAGCACAAGAGGUUUUCUUAGGGGUUUUUACACUCAUUGCCGACCCUUUUUAAAAGCCCUGGGCUCUGAGUUUUCUCGUCUUUGAUUUGGAUUCGAGGAAGUUGCGGUUUUCUUCCAUCUAAUUCUGCACAUUCAAAGAUUUGGUUCCCUUUUCCAUUGCAGGUUCUCUCUCUUGCCAGGGCAGUGGUUUUGUAUCAGCUCUGUUGCUGUUUCUGGUCACUGGAAAAUCAGAAAAUGGCAAGUAAUCCUCAACCCACUGGGGCCCAGCAGCUCCGGCCUCCAGCAAUGGGGCCUGGAGGCCCUCAAAACUAUGGCACACCGAUGUCUAUGCAGUUUCGACCAAUGGUUCCAACUCAACAGUCACAACCAUUUAUUUCUGCACCCUCCCAACAGUUUCGACCUGUAGGGCAAGGUAUUCCUGCUUCCAACAUUGGCAGUCCUUCCCCUGUCCAAGCCCAGCAAGCUCAGUAUGCUCUGGGAAUGCAGCAGUUGCCUCCAAGGCCAGCCCAGACUGCUCAAGUUGCACCUUCUCCACAAACAGUUCCACUGUCUUAUAUCCAACCAAACAGACCGAUGACAUCUGGACCUCUACAGAUCCCACAAAAUCCUCAGCAUGUUAAUAUUCAUCCACCUGGUUUAGGUGGCCCAGGAACAGUAUUGUCUUCAUCCUACACGUUCACUGCCCCAUCUUCAUAUGUCCACCCACAGAACAACAUUAACAUAUCUUCUCAGUAUCAACCCUCAUCUCAAAUGCAAGUUCCUGGUGUGCCCUCUGGAUCUGGGGGUCAGCCUUGGCUGUCAUCUGGAAGCCAAAGUACGACUGUCAUUCCUCCAGUGGUUCAGGCCAGCCAGCAAUCAUCCUUUGCCGCUUCCACGGCUCCAGUUGCCACACCGCAGCCUAAUCCCACUUCGCAAUCUUCAUCAGAUUGGCAAGAGCACACUUCUGCUGAUGGGAGGAGGUACUAUUACAAUAAGAAGACUAGGCAGUCUAGUUGGGAAAAGCCCUUAGAGUUAAUGACACCAAUUGAGAGGGCAGAUGCGUCAACUGUUUGGAAGGAGUUUACUACUCCAGAGGGACGGAAGUAUUACUACAACAAGGUUACAAAGCAAUCUAAAUGGACAAUACCAGAUGAACUUAAGUUGGCUCGUGAGCAAGCUGAAAAGAAUGGCACUCAAUUGACAAACUCAGAAACUACUGAUGUGGUGGCUUCCUCAACUCCGGUUACUGUUACUGUCCCUUUAACUGAGAUGCCAUCUACUGUUGCUGCUAUAAGCGCUACACAAUCUGCCAUGCCUAGUACAUCUGGGAUGGCAACCAGUCCAGUUUUAGUGACACCUGUGGUUUCUGUUCCUGCUGCUGCAGUGGAUCCUUCAUCCGCAGGAGCAGCAUAUGAAAAGAUUAAAGUUGAUAAUGUCUCUCCUGAAAGUAUUGCUCAAGUUGCUGAUGAAACUUCUGCCCAGGAUUUGGAGGAGGCGAGAAAAGCCAUGCCAGUUGCUGGGAAGGUCAACAUAACUCCAACAUCGGAUGAGAAAACAGUUGAUGAGGAACCUUUGGUUUUUGCCAGUAAGCAGGAGGCAAAAAAUGCAUUUAAAGAACUUCUGGUAUCUGCCCAUGUUGAAUCUGAUUGGACUUGGGAUCAGGCCAUGCGUGUGAUCAUAAAUGACAAGCGAUAUGGUGCUCUUAAGACAUUAGGAGAGCGGAAGCAGGCAUUUAAUGAGUACUUGGGGCAACGGAAAAAGCUUGAGGCUGAGGAAAAGCGUACAAGACAGAAAAAGGCUCGAGAAGAUUUUGUGAAAAUGUUAGAAGAGUCUAAAGAGCUGACUUCAGCCACAAAAUGGAGCAAGGCUAUCACCAUGUUUGAGGAUGAUGAACGUUUCCGUGCUGUUGAGCGAGGAAGGGACCGUGAAGAACUAUUUGAAAUGCAUUUGGAGGAAUUACAUAGAAAGGAACGGGCAAAGGCUCAGGAAGAACAUAGGCGUAAUGUCCAGGAAUACAGAGCAUUUCUGGAAUCUUGUGAUUUCAUUAAGGCCAGCAGCCAGUGGCGUAAAGUUCAAGAUCGGCUAGAGGAUGAUGAAAGAUGUGCUCGUCUGGAAAAGAUUGAUCGCUUAGAAAUAUUCCAGGAAUAUAUACGAGAUCUUGAGAAGGAGGAGGAGGAGCAGAGGAAGUUACAGAAGGAGCACUUGAGGCGAGCUGAGCGUAAAAACCGUGAUGAUUUCCGUAAGUUGAUGGAAGGACAUAUUGCUGCUGGAAUUCUUACAGCUAAGACUCAUUGGCGUGAAUAUUGUAUGAAGGUUAAAGAUCUACCUGCUUAUCUGGCUGUGUCUUCAAAUACAUCUGGAUCAACACCGAAAGAUUUGUUUGAAGAUACUGCAGAGGAACUAGAUAAACAGUACCAGGAAGAUAGGACACGGAUAAAAGAUGCUGUGAAGAUGGCCAGAUUUGUAAUGACGUCAACAUGGUCAUUUGAGAACUUCAAGGAAGCCAUAUCGGAGGACAAUAAUUUGAAAUCCAUAUCUGAAACAAAUCUAAAGCUUGUCUUUGAUGAGUUGCUUGAACGCCUGAAGGAGAAAGAGGAGAAAGAAGCCAAGAAACGCCAAAGGAUGGCAGAUGAUUUAAAAGAUUUAUUAUACUCAAUCAAGGAUAUAAGUGCCUCUUCACGUUGGGAGGAGUGCAAACCAUUGUUGGAGGAGAAUCAAGCAUAUAGAUCUAUCAAUGAUGAGAGCUUUGCGAGACAAAUAUUUGAGGAAUAUGUAGCAUACUUGCAAGAAAAGAUCAAAGAGAAGGAACGAAAAAGGGAAGAGGAAAAGGCAAGGAAGGAGAAAGAGAGAGAGGAGAAAGAAAAGAGAAAGGAGAAGGAGAGAAAAGAGAAAGAGAGAGAUCGUGAUAGGGAAAAGAAGGAUCGGGCAAGGAGGGAUGAGAUGGAUGUUGAAAAUCUCGAUGUAAUCAAUGAUUUUGGCCAUAAGGAUGACAAGAAGAGGGAGAAAGAGAAGGAUAGGAGGCAUCGGAAGCGCCACCAAAGUGCAGCUGAUGAAUUGAGUUCUGGGAAAGAGGAGAAAGAGGAAUCCAAGAGGUCACGUCGGCACACAAGUGACCGCAAGAGAUCUUCUAGAAAGCAGCAUGGAUAUGAGAGCGAAUCAGGCAGUGAGAGCAGGCAUAAGAGGCACAGGCGAGACCGUGAUGGGUCACGUAGGAAUGAGGAGCUUGAGGACGGAGAGCUUGACGAGGCAUGACCGUCUAUUGUUGAAACGGAGAGGCGAGAUGGACUCUAGUUUUUUGUACAGCUGAUGAUUCUUUGUAGCGAGGUUUGAAGUGAGAUAACUACCCAAAAAAGGAGCUUUGUAGUUUGAGAACUCAUGGUUUUUCUGUACCCUACCAGACUGAUACGUCCAAACUAGCUAAAACUAUGGACACCCUAUCUGUGUUUUAUUGUAAGCUUAAUGUCCACUAUGCUUUUCCUUUUCGAAAUUGAUACCUUGGUUAAGAUUUUAUUGUGAUUGCUUUAACAUGGUUUAUACCUAAUAACAAACUGAUUAGAGUUGCUUUAACCUAGGUUUAGGCUGGAUUGGAACACUAAGCUUCUAGAGAGAUAUUAUAAAUAGAUUUGAGUGACUAUAAGGUGCAGUACACCUUUAUGGAUGUUUUCGUUUCUUUACGGCCCUAUGUAACACCCUUUAAUUUUGUAAGA